Cydia pomonella (codling moth) is the source of this 2913-nucleotide messenger RNA. RefSeq names its product basic helix-loop-helix neural transcription factor TAP (gene tap). The transcript has 2 exons. NCBI's taxonomy places the organism in Eukaryota, Metazoa, Arthropoda, Insecta, Lepidoptera, Tortricidae. Gene Ontology annotation, molecular function: protein dimerization activity. The coding region runs from base 459 to 1703 and encodes 414 amino acids. The record is from RefSeq and is a predicted model, not a curated record.
GACACGAGUCCACGCCAGUUGUCUCGAUCCUGCGCCAUCUCCCGCCAGUUAUCGGCCUGGAGAGUCCGAUGGACUCGCUGACCAACGUUGGAUGUGGUCCUCCAGCAUAAUGGGGGUUAUGCGGCGGGUUAACACCCCUCCCAUGGAAAAAAAAUACUCGUUACGAUACUGAAUUUUUAUCUGACUUGCCCCUAAACACCCUCUUACCAAUGGGGCGUGUCCAGCCCCUUAUAACAGGGCGUCGCCCGCCUCUGCGCGCAGUGCGUCGCUCGCGCACCACUGUGCAUGCAACCAUGGACGAAACAUAGUGAUCCCGCGUGUGACUCUUGUACCGGUCUAUAUUUAUAGUGUUAAUAUUUUGAUCACAUUUUAAACUACUCAUGUUUUAGUGUGAUUUUGAUGAUCAUUUUGUGCGUCAAUAAUUGGAUGUGAGCUGAUUUGGAGAAGUACUCUUCAAAAUGUUCACCAACUUUGACGACUACUGCGAUUUCAAUGACAGCAUCUGCAGCAACGACUCAGGCUUCGAAAAGUCACACAAUGACUCCUACACUACGUCCACCACUUCCACCCCCUUGAAACAAAACACCUCAGACCCAGGCAUCUGCGUCACUCCGAUCAAAUCCGAAGUAAGAAGAAAACUAUUCAGCGAAUCCUAUGAGUUCCCUUUCCAAAACCAAAUCGAAGAUAUUAAAGUUUUUGAAAAGAACUUACAGACUGCUGUGACAUCAACGCCAAUAAAGAAAGAAAGGAAACCAAAAGAUCCGAACAAACCGAAAAGGAAAUACGCGAAUGGAAAAAACAGAAUAUCAAGAUGUAAAAGUCCGACUCAGUUAAUGAGAAUAAAGAGGAGCAGACGAAUGAAGGCCAACGAUAGAGAAAGAAAUCGGAUGCACAUGUUAAAUGAAGCUCUCGAUAGACUCCGAUGUGUACUACCAACUUUUCCUGAAGACACAAAGUUAACUAAGAUAGAAACGUUAAGGUUCGCUCACAAUUACAUCUUCGCUUUGAGUCAGACUUUGGAAUCUUUAGACAACAUCAACUCCGGGCAAGCGACGAUAGAUAAUUUCAGUUUAAAUUGUGAUAAACUUCAAAAUUAUAAUUCAGCUCAUGAGAAAAUCGCAAGAGAUGCUUUCAGAGAUAUAUUUUCUUUGAAUAAUAAGACUGAUGAAUUCAACAGUGAUGGCAGUUACAGAAGCUUCCAGGGUUACAGCAAACCUUUUCCGAAUGGUUGCAACUUUAUGCAGACAUCUGAAGGUGUUCUCAUAAAUGUUGGAAACGUGACAGUAUCUGUCAAUAAUAAGGGAGGAAACUGUAUCACUUCAACCACAGGUAGCGGCUUCUUCACACACCCAUCAAGCUAUGCCGAUGAUGCGAACCAGCAAAAUUAUUUUUACCAAAAACCUUUGAUACCUUGCAUUACUAAUGGUGAUAAUAUGCAUGAUGUUGGUAAUACAGAGGAAUAUUUCAAUCAAAAGAAUUACGAAAUAUUCAAAAAUGCGUUUGAUACAGCGAAGAACAAAAGAUACCCAAAGACUGAAGAUUAUACAGCUAAUUAUGGAGAAUAUACGAAUAUUUAUGGACAUAAUGAGUGGGAUUAUAGUAGAAUAAGUGAAUAUAAUUAUCAGAAUAAUUAUUAUAACAAUGACCAAAGAAUGUACAGGAAUUUUUAUAAUAGACCUAGUAUUGUAAACGCUCAAAUUUGAACGGUUGUGUUUUCUAGUCAUCUAUGUACAGAAUAUAUUUUAAAUGAAUCUUAUAAUGUAAGUAACUAAAUUUCGGUCAUGAAAACCAAUAGUAAUAAAAAUUACCAAAUAAAAAUUCGGCGUCGGCCACUGAAGAACUUAUUAGUCACAUUUUCUUUAGUAUAUCUAUUUACUCUUAAUAAUAACUUAUGCCGACAUGGAAAUUUUAGCCGACUAAGCAGAUUACUGAGCCGUAUUAGAAAAGGUGUACAUGAAUCAUAUUUUUUGAUAAAUAAUGUUUAGAAUGAAAUUUAUAGGGAACAAUAUUUUAUUGUGAUGUUUGUUUAGACAAUAAAAAUGUAUAAUGCAGCUUUUACCAAAGAGUAUAUAAGUCUAGUCAUGUUUUGAAUGUUUUGCAUAAUUUUUUGUAAUAAAUAUUUUCUACAAAAAAAUAUGUUUCUUUUAACCAUUGGCAGCACAAAAGUUUAAAAAAAACCCUUGACAACAAGUAAAAUACCAAGUGGCAUAAACAGUGAAAAUCUUUGCCUAGAGUUGUGUCAGUAAAAAAAACGAGGUUCAUAGUUGAUUUAACGCUUACAGUACAAGCGGGUAUGAAUAUAAAUCAAAUGUGGAACAAAGCACGCUAAAGAGCGAAAACUUGUGAAUGGGAGCGCACCCUAAAUGCGCUGGCGCAUUGUUAAAGAUCUUUUGACAACCCUACUAGAAUAAAUACCGUCGAGUCAAACGAAAAUCAACCUUGUAUGCUUCACUUAAGAGAAGCUGUAGAGAAAAAUUAAAGUGGUUCUUGUGACAGGCAAACCAAGUUACUUAUACAGUUGUGCUGGAUAAAUAUCAACCUUGUUAACUCGACUCAAGGGAAAGUUGAAGUUAAAAUUAUAGUUGUCGUAGGGGGUAAUAGGGCACCCGUAGAAUUGAGUUGCGAAAAGUAAUGUUUGCUUUGGAAAUUCGUUACGGCCUAUUUUGUUGCUUGCUCCAAUGAUUUGGAUGUUAUAGCAUUACAUUGGUAAUAAUAAUAUUGUUUGUGGGAUCAAAUGGUAACGGUAGAUCUGUCUAACAAAGGUGACCAAUAUUUUAGUGGAUAGUUUCUUAUAGGCUGUUUAGGCGAUAAUGUUUACACGAGAUUGGUCCUGAUCUCAGAACAAGGACACAUCACUACCUUUUUAAUCCGUGAUUCUGCAUUAAUCAAGGAGGUGUGUGUAUUGUAUACUUC